GCGUAGACAAAGUCGCGGGGAACAGCUCGUCAGAUAACGCGUCCAGUCGCGAACCCACAGUUUGGACUGGUCCUCCCUCAUCAGUACCCAACUACACGCAGACGCGACCGCACGCGACUACACCGCACCGAACGCACCACACGACACCAUGUCGAGCAAAGACGGACCGACUAUAUGCAGUGGUUGUAAUGCGCCGAUUCAAGGAAGAAUCGUGACAGCGCUAAACAAGAAGUGGCACCCUGAGCACUUCACGUGCAAUACGUGCAGGAAACCCAUUGACGGAGCCAAGUUCCACCAGCACGAGGGCGGCGUCCACUGCGUGCCCUGCUUCGCACAGCACCACAGCCCGAGGUGUCAUGGCUGCGGAGAACCUAUCACUGAUCGCGUGAUCCAAGCUUUGGGCGUGUCCUGGCACGCCCACCACUUCGUCUGCGGCGGCUGCAAGGCGGAACUAGGUGGCGGUGGCUUCAUGGAACAGGCCGGCAGACCAUACUGUUCGUCGUGCUACGCCGACAAGUUCGCGGCGAGAUGCGCCGGAUGCCACACCCCUAUUGUGGACAAGGCCAUCAUCGCAUUGGACGCCAAGUGGCAUCGCGAGUGCUUCACUUGCAACAAAUGUCGAAACCCAGUGACAGAUGCCACCUUCUCCGUGAUGGACAACAAACCAUUGUGCGGCAAAUGCGCCUAGACCGACACACGUCAUAAACCUAAGAUUAUAAUUAGUCACAACAUUAUUUAUUCAUACUAUUUUUAAUACGCUAUAAGCAUAUUGUAAUGUUAUUAUGUCCACUCUUUUAUUUCAACUAUAGGUAUCACCAAUUUUUUUUUGUGAUACAAUUAACGUUAGUAUUCACGGAAUCACGCGCAUGAAUUAAAAUUAGAUGAGGCAGCAACUGCCAGAAAAUCAAAGAAUAAAAUAAGUUUUUUUUU
This is a messenger RNA of Amyelois transitella, 930 nucleotides long. Its product is annotated as transforming growth factor beta-1-induced transcript 1 protein. The transcript has 6 exons. The coding region runs from base 149 to 688 and encodes 179 amino acids. Gene Ontology annotation, cellular component: Z disc; nucleus. Gene Ontology annotation, molecular function: transcription coregulator activity. Lineage: Eukaryota; Metazoa; Arthropoda; Insecta; Lepidoptera; Pyralidae. The record is from RefSeq and is a predicted model, not a curated record.